Messenger RNA from Coccinella septempunctata (seven-spotted ladybird), 1788 nucleotides. RefSeq lists its product as uncharacterized. The transcript has 4 exons. NCBI's taxonomy places the organism in Eukaryota, Metazoa, Arthropoda, Insecta, Coleoptera, Coccinellidae. Bases 1 to 1788 code for a protein of 595 amino acids. The record is from RefSeq and is a predicted model, not a curated record.
AUGAGAACCUCAGAACGUUUAAUCCAGCUAGAGAAGGAAUUGGAACACAUAAAAUGGGAUAUCGUCGGUCUGUGUGAAACCCGACUACCAGGUGAAAAAACGACAGUUCUGAAAUCGGGCCACAUGCUGUAUCAGAACAAUGCUGCAAACCCCAGUGGUCAGGGAGGAGUAGCAUUCCUCAUUAAUAAGAGGCUGAAACAUUUGAUAACAGAAACAAAAUCUGUCUCUGAUAGAGUAAUCUAUAUGGUGUUGAAACUAAACAAAAGAUACAGUGUACAGUUCAUUCACGGUUAUGCACCAACAAGCCAGGCAGAUGAUGAAGAAAUGGAAACCUUCCUUGAGGACCUGUCCAGGGCCAAGUGCUCAUGCCAAACUCACUUCAAGAUAAUAAGUGGAGAUUUCAAUGCCAAGAUCGGACAAAAAACUACAACUGACUCGGAUUACGUGGAAAAAUUUGGUCUGGGUCUAGUACACGGAGACAGGUUUCCUACUGCUGAAGGGUUAGAACAAAGAACUACGGAGUACAAGAAACAACUCGAAAAGAAACUAGGAUCAACCAACACCCUUGAAAAUAUGAACGUCGACCAACUCAACACUAAGAUAACCACUGCCAUUUAUACAGCGGUCAAGAAGGUCUGCGCGAAAUCACGGAGCUUGAAAGAUACCAGGUUGCGACCAGAAACACUGGUAAGGCUGACCAACAAGUUUGACGAAUACCAACCUGUGGAACAAGCAGGAUUUCGCCGUGGGUGUAGUACUAUCGACCAUCUACAGACCGUAAGAACAUUAAUAGAAAAGUCAACUGAAUACAAUGUACCCCUAUACAUGGCGUUUGUCGAUUCUAUAGAGACAUGGUCGUUCACACAAGCCAUGUAUGAUGCAAGAAUAGGCUCCCGAUACACAAACGACUUGAGGACAGCUAAGAUCAGGAUAGGUAGAGGAGUACGUCAGGGUGACACUAAAAAACUGUUCACCUUGGCCCUGGAAAAUGUCUUCAAGUUAUUACAGUGGAAAACUAAGGGUAUAAAUGUGGACGGUUCCUACUUAAACCAUCUCCGCUUUGCCGAUGACAUCGUCUUAAUAAGUGGCAACCUGCAGGAGUUGAGCGUUAUGUUAAACGAACUUAACGAUGCCCUGAGAAAAGUCGGCUUAAAAAUGAACAUCUCAAAAACCAAAAUCAUCGGCAAUACAACAGAACACAUAUACAUUGACGGCACAAGACACUCAAUACGAAUUGGCAAGGAGAAUCAAACAGCGGAGUUGAAGAGGAGAAUACGGCUGACUUGGAUGGCUUUCGGAGAAAUGAGCUAUAUAUUUAGAAAUAAUGACAUCCCUAUCAACCUCAAGAGAAAGGUUUUUGACACCUGCAUAUUACCAGAGGCUACAUAUGGCUUGGAAACGAUGGCAAUAACCAAGAAGAGUGCGAACCAGCCGAGAGUGAUGCAGAGAGCGAUGGAAAGAGCUAUGCUUAAUAUAAGCAUCAGAGAACGAAAAAGAAAUGGAGAAAUCCGACAAAAAACCAAAGUCGUAGAUGUCAUCGCUCGGAUAGCAGAAUCUAAGUGGCAGUGGGCGGGACACGUAGCCCGACUGGACAAAUCGAGAUGGUCAUACAAAAUAACAUACUGGCGACCGAGGACAACAAAACGUAGUGUAGGGAGACCACAGAAGAGAUGGCUCGAUGAUGUGAAAGAACAUGCGGGAAAUAGGUGGUUUCAGAUUGCUCAAGACAGAACAGUGUGGAGAAACUUGAAAGAGGCCUACGUCCAGGAGUGGACAAAGGAGGGCUGA